AUCCAAGCUAAACAUACUCACCGGGCUGACUGCAAAGUGUGAACUGAGAGCUGCGGCGGUGUGAACGGGGCUUAAGUCGCAUGCGCUCGUUCCAAGUGCCAGUUGCUUCAGAGCUUUGGCUUUGGCUUUAUCACAUGGACGCCGUUCGCGUUAGUCGGUGUUGCGCAUUUGGCCAGAGCUGACGUGAACUCGCAUUGAGACAACCCGCAAAAUAAAAGAUCCUAAAAAUAAAAUACAAAUCAAAAUCAAACCGACACUAACUGACGAAUCGAUUCAAAUCUGAAAAGAUAUUCGAAAAUAAUAAUAUAAAUAAUAAUUAAAAAAUCCCGCGCCAAGUGCAAUCAUUGAACUUGAGUGAAGUGAAAUAUCGCAGAAUUUAUGUGAUAAAAAAUAGAAAAAAUAUAAAUUAAAAGAGCAAAAUAUAUAUUCAUAGAAAGUGAAUCAAUCGAAUGUUUGCCCGGUAGCUGAAAAAGAAACAAGUGAAUUUGCUAUGCGAAAUGCUAAUUUGUCAAUUUUUAAAUGGUCGUGUAGCAUUUUUGUUCGUUGGCAAAAUGAUUUAAGUUAAACGCCAGCCAAACAGUUAUUUGUUAAAUGAAUGGUCAAGUGCUAAUUUGUUGUUAAUUUCUUGUCGAUGACAACUUUUUUUCUACCUUGUUCAAGAUCUUUUCAUCACUUUUUUCGUUCGCUGUGCAUUUUUGAAACAUUUUUGUUCUGGUGUUUUAUAUAUACAAAUAUAUUAUUUUUUUGCAUUUUUGUUGUUGUUGUUUUCGUUUAAACCGCACCCGAUCAUCAAUUAUGAAAUACAAUAGAAUGAUAAUGCAAAUCGAAUAAUUCGAAUUUUGCGCAUUUCAUUUCGAGUGCUUUGUUUGUUCUCGCUCUACAGUGUGUUUUAUUCUUAUUUCGGUAUCGGUACAACAAAUAAUUGAUCGCAACCUGUUUUUUUUUUGUUUUGGACAACAACUCCGCUAUUCUGGACGGGAGAAACCAUUCAAACUGAGUCGCUGAUCAAUUUGUCAAAUAUUUGUGACCAUUGAUGUAAAUUGCUACAAAUCGACUUUGGGGGCUGCGUCAUGUUGUUGUCGCUGUCUGUGCAACAUGUAGAACAACAACAACAAUCAGAACAACAACAACAACAACAACGACAACAAGAAGCACAUAAACAAUUAUCUGGCUGCGAGAAUUGGCCAAGAGCAAUAAUAACAUUAAAAACAAACUAAAGCGAAAAACUCGACAACGAAACUCAGAAAGACAUUUUCAAUACAGAGAAUUAUAUAUAUAUAUAUAUAUAUAUAGAGAGAGAGAGAGAGAGAGACACGUCUAUAGCCAGAAGCAAGUAGAACGAACAAACGCAAAUUGAAAGCAACAAACAACAUCGAGGGAACUUUUGAACCGACCGAAAAAGUAGCAAGUAAAUUUGCUAAAGCAACAACGACAACAAUAAUAAUACCAACAACAACGAAAAGAACAACAACAACAACAAGUGUCGCCGUUUCUUAAUGCAAAACAACCAUUCUGUGAUAUCUUAAGAUCCAAAGAUGACAUCGUUAACCUUGCACUUGAUAGUGAUAACGCUGCUGGCGGCGGCAGCGGUGGCAGCCACAAACACAGCGGCGACAACCGGAACUGGAACGGCAACUGGAAAGGGAACGCGAGAGGGAACGGGAGAAGGAACGCCAACGGCGUCGCGUGUCUUUGGACAACGCGGCAGAGGAGCAGCAACAACAACAACAUCAGUGACAACAACGAGCACGCAGGCGCCAACGUUGCGAGCACCGCGUCAGCGACGUCCGCUGCCAACGACAACGCUGCCCAUUGACGCCAGCAGCGUUCGCAGUCGAGGCAGCUUCAGUGGCAGCACAACACCGCUGCCAGCAACAACGCAACGUCUGCAACGUCGUCGUGGUAGCACAACAACAACAACAACGACGACAACGAGGCCAGCGUUGCAGUCUGGAGGCAACAGCAUUGGACGUGGCAGCAAUCGCUUCAGCAUCAGAGCCGCCCGCCAACCACGCGACACGCCAACGCAAAGCGUUGACUUCGACGCCAGCAGCAGCAGCAUCAGCAAUAUCGCUGGGAGCGCCAACAACCGGCGCCUGCAGCCACAUCAGUCGCUGUCAUCGGCGACGUCCUCCAAUCCAGUUGCCGCCGCCUCCUCUUCCUCUUCCACCUUCUCUGCUUCUUCUGCCUCAACACGCAGCAGCGCAGGCGCACUCAAAACGCCGCGCAUGAUCCAGCGUCUGGUGGCCGGACACAUUCACAACGCACAGAGCCACUCCACUUAUGAGGUGUCCGCCGUGAGCGCCAACAGCAGCCGCAGCAGCAGCCUCACUCCAACGACGACGACGCCAUCGACAUCGACAACGACAGCUUCUCCACAAGACCGACGUCGCAAGGCAAGCAGUUCGUAUCGCUUGGCCAGGCCAGCAUCGAUAGCGACAACAGCAACGCCAACACGCGACGAUGAUGAUGACGAGGCGCUACUGAACGAACCGGAUGACUUUGACAACUGGGACAAUGGCAUACUGCGGCUGAGCGCCGGCUCUGGCAAGGAGUCGGAAGCAUCCAAUGCCAAGGGCAAGCAGAGCAAGGAGGAAUCCAAGAAGACGCUGUCGGAUCAGGUGCGCGAUGGCAAAUACGGUCUCAUCGAAAAGGAACUCUUCCGUCGUGUACCAAAGCGUCCCGGUGUCCUGAGUUAUGCCCGGAACUCGGAGGUGCCGCUGGACAAUGAACGCAACUUUGGCGGUCUUAACGAACAGGACAUUUGGCUGGCCGAGGAUCAUCUGCUCGUGAUCAAGGGUGGCAGCUUAAAUGAGGCAGAAAACGAAGCCGGCGGCGGUGGCGGUAUUGGAAGCAACGAUGAUGGCUGGCCGGCAAUUGAUGAUUAUGAUGCGCCGGCGAGGCAAAUUAAAUUGCCAAGCAAUCCGGUGGUGCCGCCUCCAUUUCCCGUGCAGCUCGAACCGCAUGGGCCACUGCAGCUUAUCCGAGAUAAUCAAAUCGAGAGCAUCCAUACGGCGUCAGGCAAUGGCCAAGGCAAUGGAACGCACAUCCACAACGGCCACAGCAAGCAACAUAACCCAAACGCUGCCCACGGCCAGGGGACGCAUUCUGCUACCCGGACGGGAGCGUUUGCGUCGCCUAAGACAGCUGACCCGCAGCCCAGUUACGUCUACCCGGCGCCCUAUGCUCCCUGGCUGCUCUAUCCCAACGAAACGACGCUAUCCCAACAGCCAACGCCGUCCCAGCCGCAUACGCAUAACGCACCUCCGGCCAAUGCUCUGCUAAGAACUCCGCUGCUCGGUCCCUGGUUGAUCAACGGACUGAACGCAACGGCACCUGGCUCCUUGCCUGGCAAUUUUAGUGAUUUUGAUGAGGAUGAUCCCUCGCUCUACUAUCCGCCCGCGUAUAGUUUUGUGUAUCGCAGCAACUACUCGAAUCCUGUGCCGCCAGGACCUUUGGUGCCGGGCAUAGUGUUGCCUCCGCCACCGGAUCACUUCAGUCGCCUUGAGGAACCUCCAGCGAAGACAAAGCUGAAGCAAGCAUCGACAACGACAACAGCGAGCACAACCACAACAACGACAACGACGACAACCACUCGACGUCCCUACAUUCCCCCCACGAGCAGCAGCAGUCCAAGCAGCUCUACCAGCAGUCCCAGCAGCUCUUCUUCCUCCUCGUCCUCCACCACAACACGUCCAGCAUCGCGUCUCUCGCUCAAGUACAACGCAAUUGCCUAUGUGCCGCCUUCUCCAACCUCACCGCCCGCUCCACGCCAGCCAACGCCACCCAAGUAUGUGGAGCGUGUCCCAGUUCCAGUUGCAGUGCCCAUUCCCAUCUAUCCGGUGAACUAUCAGCCAACGACGCCACGAUCACCGCCGCCCCCGCCAGCUCAACUCGUCUUUGUGCCCAGCACCGAGCGCAAUCUCGUGGAGCGUCCCAGGGAACGUGAGCGAGAGCGAGAACGCGAGCGAGACAGGGAGGCACCUUUGUCCAAGUCCAAUCCCAUUUACUACGAAUACUUCGAGGCCAAGCGGCAGCCAUCGUCGCACAAGUCCAAUGUCAUCGAUGACUUCCUGGCCACCAAGCCGCCGGGCAAACGAACGCAUUACAAAUCGCCCCCGAGUCCCGUCAACGAUGUCGCUGUCGUCAGUAUUACGCCCAAGCCGCGCGUUCAGCUGCACUCGGAAUACGAUGCAGCCUUGGGUCAGUUUAUACGCAGCAAUCUGAUUGCACCACCAGCGGGGACAGGAAGUCGCUUUCAAGCGCCGGACUUUGAUCGUCAGCCAUUCCUACCAAUGGUCAAUUACAGUGCUGAUGAGCAGGAUACGAACGCCUUCAAGGCAAUCGUCUAUCAGCCGCAAUCCCCAAGUCCUCAGCCAGUUCAGAGACAACGUCAGUUGCGAGUGGGCAAGCAUCAGCAACUACAACUGGAGCCAGCGCUAGAGUCCGUUCCGGAACAGGGUCAGGGACACGAACAGGACUCCUAUCUCCCCGAUGCGUUGUUGCUGCAACGUCAGCGCCAACUGCGUGUGGGCAAACAGCAGCUUCAGCUGCAGCUCCAACUGCAAUCACCAUCGCCCUACGAUGCCCCACAAGUUGUCUACAGCACGCCCCUGCCGCUCCCUGCCGCCUAUCUGGGACAAUCAGCUGCAGUCGCGCCCUGCCAAGUAUCAGUUACGUCCCCCAGCUCCGGCGCCGCUUCAAUACUGGCAACGUCCAGCGGGCCACCUCCACCGCAGCAACAGCAACAGCAGCAACAACAACAACAGCAAUUCAAGCGCUUGCGACACAGCAGCGCCAAGCAUUCAUAUCCGCCGUACUUUGUGCCCAGUUAUCCGAGUGCACCGGGUCCGGAGCCCUUGUACCGUCUGGUGCCCGUGCCACAGCACAAACACUGGCGGCCGAGUGGCAACGGCAAUGGGAACAAGCAAUCGCAGCAGAUUCAGGUGCAACCACAGCAACACCAACCGCAACAACAGCAGCAGCAAUAUUAUCCGGAUCGUGGCGUGAACAUUGGACACAGUUUGGCCAGCGAUAUUCUGGUGAACUACAACAGCAACAAUCAGUUCAAUCCCCAAGCGGAGCUGGUGCCUCAGGCGCAGUUAGGACCACCUCCCUUGUCCUACCAGGCCCAGAAUGGAGGUCCGCUGUGGUCCGAUAGACCGGUGCGACAGUCGCGUGCCCAGCUGCAGGAGCAGGUUUAAUCUCCAGCCCCCAGGGAUCAUCCUUGGUUUCUAUGUCAACAAACGCAAAAUGUGAUCCAAGGGCGAAAAACUGAAAAUUCGGAUUAUAAAAUACAGUGUUCCAUUUCCAUUUGUUCCAAGACCACACCAAUAUUAAAUAUCAUUCAUUACAUUAGCUGAAAGUGGAACAACGAGACAGCUACUUUCCGGUUAAAAAUUCAGUGUUCCAAUUUCAAUUGUUUCAUCUGCUUUCUGGAUUAAAAAUGUAAUGUUCCAAGACAUCAAAAACCUUAAAUGUUAAAAAAGUGGCUAGAAAUGGAACAAAAAGUCAGUUAGAAUUGAACGAAAUUUAUUGCUACAUUGUUUUGAGUCGAAGAAUAAUCUGUUUUUUUUUUCGGUUUCAUCAGCCCUGGACUCAACUACAUAAUAUAAUUAAUACACGAAUGUACUAUAUAAUAUAUACAACUGGUCAGAGAUCUGCCUAGUUUAUCAUUUUCGAAUGCCAAUCAAAUAUUCGAAAUUCCCUAAUACGAAAUGUUCUUCACAGCACAUUUAUACCAUAUAUUUAUAAAACAAAAAAGAAAAGAUAAACAUCACAUACAACUACAACUACAUACAUUGAAAGCAACAAAAAAAAAAUUGUGUAAAUACGUUAAGGAUACGACAACAAUUACGAUAACGAUAAAGGUGUGCGCCAAAUAAUCGAGUGCAGAAUUAUUGGAGUGCUACACUUACUAUACUCUUAGUUAAAAACAGAAAAAAAGAAUAAACCUUUUCUAUUAUAUAUUGUAUGUAUCAAUUAAGCUAGCUGUGCUGCAAAAUGCAUAGCAUUUAAAUAUUCAAACUACAUUUAAGGUUUACUUAAUAUUAUUAUAUGCAUCAUUUUUUAAUUUAUUGGAAAAUUCCAUUUCCGACACGUCAACAAAAUUGAAAGCAAAUUUGUAUAAAAGCCAUAAAAAUAAGUUCACUAUAUAUUUGUAAAAACCAAAAACAAACAUUAAGAAAACGGAACAAAGUUUCAAAAAAUCGAUAUAAAAUGUAAAGGGAAUUAAAUGCAUCAUGCAUAUUCCUCUUAUGCACAAAUAAUCAUAUAUAUAAUACGUAUAUCAACUCUAUACCUAUAUAAAAUUCUUUUUUUUUGUAGAUGUAAUAUUGUUUUAAUUAAUAAGCUUAGCUGAAUAUUGUAUUUCGUUUAAAU
Messenger RNA from Drosophila nasuta, 6381 nucleotides. Its product is annotated as protein PRRC2A. The record is from RefSeq and is a predicted model, not a curated record. Lineage: Eukaryota; Metazoa; Arthropoda; Insecta; Diptera; Drosophilidae.